Messenger RNA from Zootoca vivipara (common lizard), 3298 nucleotides. It is a transcript of the gene PIM3, whose product is annotated as Pim-3 proto-oncogene, serine/threonine kinase. Gene Ontology annotation, biological process: regulation of mitotic cell cycle; negative regulation of apoptotic process; protein autophosphorylation. Gene Ontology annotation, cellular component: cytoplasm. The record is from RefSeq and is a predicted model, not a curated record. Gene Ontology annotation, molecular function: protein serine/threonine kinase activity; ATP binding. Lineage: Eukaryota; Metazoa; Chordata; Lepidosauria; Squamata; Lacertidae.
GGCGCCGCGGAGCGAAGGGCUCAGAACAGGCGAGCGCUGCCGGGAAGAGGCUGAGUUUUUGCUGCUGCUUCUGCUGCUGCUGCUGCUGCUUCGAAGCUGCGCGCUCCCUCGAGGCGCUGGAUUGACUUCGCAGCCGCGCGGGCUCCAGCCGAGUGGAUUUUCGUUUCGCGUGGGAUCUUUUUUUUCCCAACUCCAAAAAACCAACAGCAAUUCGUGGCUCAUGGACCAAGCAACAGAGAUCAUUGUUUUCCUUCUACAUUUAUAAUAAAUAUAUAUAUAGGGUGGUUUUUUUCCCUUUUCUCCUCCUCUGUUUUCGUCUGGGAUUCUCUGCUCGUCUCCGGGAACCAAUAUAUUUUUUGGAGAGGGUGGAGGUUUUUUUCCUUCCAUCAGAGGGAAAGAAAAAAAAAAAGAUCUGCAAGAUCCCUCCCGCCACCCCUCGACAGCUGCUUACAAGUCGCGAUCUCCGUCUUGGGAGAGAGAGAGCCUACGUCGCUGGCCUUUCUCAACUGCGCUCAUCAGCUGUUUUUUUGGGGGGGAAGGGGGUGUUGUUCAUCCUCCCCUUCCCUUCUCCGUUUUCUGCCCAUUGACUUGACAACCUCGAGGGAAGCGGGGGGCGUCGGAUCUCCGCAUCGCGGUGGUGGUUCCCCCUUUUCUUCCUGCCCCCACCCCACCCUUACAGCCGUCUCCCCCCCUUUUUUGGAAGAUGUUACUCUCCAAGUUCGGAUCCCUCGCUCACCUCUGCAACCCAACCAGCAUGGACCACUUGCCCGUCAAGAUCCUCCAACCAGUGAAAGUGGAGAAGGAGCCCUUCGAAAAAAUCUAUCAAGUGGGCUCCGUGCUGGGAAGCGGGGGAUUUGGCACCGUCUAUGCCGGGAACCGCAUCUCGGAUGGCUUGCCGGUUGCCGUCAAGCACGUCGUGAGGGAGAGGGUGACAGAAUGGGGCACAAUUGGUGGAGUUAUGGUGCCCUUAGAGAUCGUUCUGCUCAAGAAAGUGGGGUCCGGCUUCCGUGGGGUCAUCAAGCUGCUGGACUGGUACGAGCGGCCCGACGGCUACUUGAUCAUCAUGGAGCGGCCCGAACUGGUGAAGGACCUCUUUGACUUCAUCACCGAGAAGGGAGCCCUGGACGAGGAGACGGCCAGGGGGUUCUUCCGACAGGUCCUCGAGGCGGUUCGCCAUUGCUACAGCUGCGGCGUCGUGCACCGAGACAUCAAGGAUGAGAACCUCUUGGUGGACCUGAGGACAGGGGAGCUGAAGCUGAUCGAUUUCGGCUCCGGAGCCCUCCUCAAGGACACGGUCUACACGGAUUUCGAUGGGACACGAGUAUACAGCCCUCCGGAAUGGAUCCGGUACCACCGCUACCAUGGAAGAUCAGCCACUGUGUGGUCUUUGGGCGUCCUCCUAUAUGAUAUGGUCUGCGGCGACAUCCCCUUCGAGCAAGACGAAGAAAUCUUGAGGGGAAGGCUAUACUUCAGGAGGAGAAUUUCACCUGAAUGCCAACAGCUGAUCAAAUGGUGCCUUUCGCUGAGGCCUUCGGACCGGCCGACCCUCGAGCAGAUCUUCGACCACCCCUGGAUGCACAAGUCGGACGUCGCCAAGUCAGAGGAUUGCGACAUCCGGCUACGGACCAUUGACACGGAUGUUUCCAGCACAAGUUCGAGCAACGAGAGCCUGUGAAAUUGCCGAGGACCUUGCGGCGGGAGGGGAGGAGCCACGGGCGGGGCGGGGCGGGGCGGGAGGGGAAGGCACCAGAGUGCUGCUAUUGCUGCUGCCAUAUGUAGGAGAGGCUAGGGGGGAAAAUUGCAUUCAUUCUGUAGUCUGAAUCUUUGUCAGAGGGACUUGAUUUUUUUAUUCCCCCCCUUCCCCUUCCCCCUUUUUGCCGGUUUCUGCUUUGGAACGAGAGAUUUCCUUUGGAAACGCUGUUGUUUGGGAGUUUGUGGGGCCAGUGCUUCGUUAAAGGCUGCCCCCUUUUUUUUCCUUAAGGCAAAAGCAGCGACCUUAAAAUAACAUGGUGAAAACUUUUUUGCUCUCAUAGAGCCUGGACUAGAUUUUAUUUGCUUUUUUGAGUGCCUUUUUGAAAGCUGCUUCAGUGGGACUUUCCUUUUUUUGAGCUGUGUAUGUCCAAAGAGGACCCCGCGCAUGAUAGGAUCGUGUCCCCUCGAGCCCCGCUGCAAAAGGAGCUGGGGGAAGCAACUUCUAUGAUGCCCUGGGAAAACAUGUUCAGUGAUUGAAUGAAGUAGUCCCGUCCUCUGGCGAUGGAAUACUUGAACACAGACAUUUCACUCCUUCCUGGUCCCCCCCCCGCACCCCACACUUUCCCCCCAUUCCCCCCUCCAAGGCGACCUCCUCUGCUCCCCACUCUUGUUUCCAAUAGGCUGCACGUGUUCUCAGCUGUUUUUAUCAGGGACACUCACUCAAAACUUCAUUUCAUCAUCUCUUCCACUGGGCACACAAACACACACAAAAAGGCCCCUUCUCAACUCCCCCCCAACCUGCAAGUCUUAAAAAAAAAUUAAAAAAUGUAUGUAUGGGCAUGUUAAAUGCACAAUCAAUGCAAUAUUCAAGGACUUUGUGUGUGUGUUUCUCCCCCCCCCCCAUACCUGUAUAAUGUGUUUCUGUAAAUUUUUGUUUCUCCUCCUCCUCCUCCUCCUCCCCAUGUAUUAUACGGUUUUAUUUAUUGUCUGGAGUUUAGAAGACCUCUCACAGUCUCAAUCUGUGACUAUAUUUAUUUUAGCUAAUUUAUUUGUGUAGAAUUAUUCCAACACUGUGCUUUUUAUCUCUCUUACUCCGGUGACAGGAGUGGUUGGUCCACAACUAGUUUUUUGCAUUCCUCUCUUGUCUCUUUCUCCAUUUUUUGUUUGUUUUUUUGUUUCAAGAAGAAGAAGAAGAAAAAUGAAAAAGUCUGACCAUACCUGUUUUUUGGGUUUUUUUGUUGUUGUUUUUUCAUUUCGAGUUGGAAGAUGGAAAAUUGUACAAAGUCUAAUUUAAGGGAACUAGAGUGACUUUAAAAGUUAGUCGGUAUGCCUUUUUGUCUGGUAUUAUUUACAUACCAGAACUGUAAAGUAAUGCUGUUUGGAAGGGUUUUAAAUUAUUGACAUUAUACAGUCUUUGUGCAUUGGCUCUGGAAGGAAGCGUGGCAGAGUCAUAAACCUUAAUUUAUUUUAAUAGCUGUGUGUUCUGUGAUCUGGUUGCAUUUAUGCAGCUUGGAUAUGGAUUUUCUCUCUUCUGUUUAACAGUGUGAAAUGUAUGGAGAUCAUAUUUUUUUAUACAGGUAUUUCAAUUAAACUUUUUUGUAGAUAA